Messenger RNA from Vanrija pseudolonga, 1782 nucleotides. RefSeq names its product U4/U6 small nuclear ribonucleoprotein Prp31 (gene prpf31). Gene Ontology annotation, cellular component: precatalytic spliceosome; U4/U6 x U5 tri-snRNP complex; U4 snRNP. Lineage: Eukaryota; Fungi; Basidiomycota; Tremellomycetes; Trichosporonales; Trichosporonaceae. Gene Ontology annotation, biological process: mRNA splicing, via spliceosome; spliceosomal tri-snRNP complex assembly. The record is from RefSeq and is a predicted model, not a curated record. The transcript has 3 exons. Bases 54 to 1733 code for a protein of 559 amino acids.
CUCAAAAGUCGUCGCAACCAGGUCGAUUGUCAUCCAUAACAUCACCCACAACAAUGUCCUUGGCAGACUCGCUCCUGGCCGACCUCGACGGUCUAUCAGACGAUGAGCCAGAGGUCCAGGCCCCAGCGGCCUCAUCAUCAAAGGGACCAGGCCUUAUGCUCCCCCCACCCCCUCCCAUCCGCGGCGCGCCCAGCGGCGGCUCCAGUCUGAAGCGGUCACUCGCCGACGACCUCGAGGACGAGGAUGAGGAAGCCGACGGCGAUCUUAAGAUGGAGGACGGCACGAGUGCGGUCGGAUUCGUCCCCGAGGGCGGCGUGCGUCCCACGGACGAGCUGGAUGCCGACGAGGUCGAGAGAACAGACCUGACUGGCGUGGCCGACGUCUCCAAGGUUGCCAAGCUCAUGCACGGCAAGAAGCUCAAGGAGGUGCUCGAGGGUAUCGAGCGCUACACGGCCGCGCCAACCGACAUGUCGUCUGGAUCAGGCGGACCACUUGAGGAGAACCCGGAGUACCACCUCGUCGUCACGGCCAACAACCUCAGCGUCGAGGUGGACAAUGAGAUCAUGCUCGUGCACAAGUUCAUCCGUGACCACUACGGACCUCGAUUCCCCGAGCUGGAGCAGAUCAUCGGCGACCCAUGGACCUACAUCACAGCGGUGCAGGCGAUUGGCAACAUCGAUGACCUUCAAAAGGCCGUCCUGCCAUCUCCUCCGCUGCCCCAGGCUACCAUUCUGUCCAUCACCCUCACGGCUUCUGGAUCAAGGGGCCGCAAGUUGUCCGAGGGCGAGUGGGUGACCGUCCAGCGUGCCAUGGAGGUCGCCAACGAGCUGCGUUCUGCCCGUGAGACGAUCUUCAAGUAUGUCGAAAGCCGAAUGGCAGCGGUUGCGCCCAACAUCAGCGCCAUUGUCGGCACUGGUAUCGCUGCCAAGCUGCUGGGUCUCGCUGGUGGUCUUCACGCGUUCUCGCGGGCACCCAGCUGUAACAUCAUGCUCUACGGUGCCAUGAAGCGGACACUCGCCACCUCGCACCUGGCGGCAGUUUCCCAACAACGCCAUACUGGAUUCAUCUUCCAGUCGGAGAUUGUGCAGUCUGCGGCGCUCGAGGACCGCCGAAAGGCACAGCGCGUGGUUUCGGCCAAGGUCUCGCUUGCUGCCAGAAUAGACGCCGGCAAGUCGAGCCGCGAUGGUUCGUACGGCCGCAAGCUCCUCGGGGAACUGCAGAAGAAGAUUGACAAGAUGUCCGAGCCGCCACCCAACAAGAUGAUCAAGGCGCUUCCCAUCCCUCAGGAGACUGCACGCAAGAAGCGUGGUGGAAAGAGGGCAAGGGCACUCAAGGACCAGUUUGCGCAGACUGAGCUUCGCAAGCUGCAAAACCGUAUGGAGUUCGGCAAGGCCGAGGAUGAGCUGGACAUGGACGAGGAGUCGGUGGGCCUGGGUAUGAUCGGCCAGGCCGGCAAGGUCCGCGCGCACGUCACCGACGCGAGGAGUCGCGCCAAGCUCUCGCGCGCCAACAAGCUCCGCACGCAGCUGCUCGGCAGGUCAGCCACGUCUGACUCGAGCCUCUCGGGUACGUCGACAUCGCUGUCGUUCACGCCCGUCCAGGGCAUUGAGAUUGUUACGCCGUCACUGUCCGCGGCGCAAAAGGUGCAGGAGGCCAACAACCGCUGGUUUGCUGGCGGCACGUUUACGCAUGUGCGUAAGGACAAGAGUAGCAUUCCUGGCCAGGACAAGUAGAUGAUUUCCUCGGCUGGCAGUACGAUGCAUAUGUUGAGACGAGUAUAAA